Molecule: messenger RNA, 525 nt
Organism: Drosophila bipectinata
Lineage: Eukaryota; Metazoa; Arthropoda; Insecta; Diptera; Drosophilidae
Source: RefSeq, a predicted model, not a curated record
AUGAAUGCGAAACUUGCCAUAGCCGGCGUGCUGAUUGCCUUUGUUUUUGUACAGUAUGCCAAUUCUCUGGUCUGCUAUACCUGCGUCACUCCCAAGGACUGCAAAAGUCCCUCGAAAGUCACCUGCAACAAUGCAGAAGCAAAUAAGACCUCCGAUAAUUUGGGAGUCUACCAUCAGGGAGUAAGAAAUGCGACCAGCACGAGGUUCGACUGUCUUGCCAUCAAGUAUACGUGGAACAACGAAGUGAUCCAUCAGCUUCAUGGUUGCGUACACCCCGCAGUGGCACCUUGUAGUCUUUCCCUGAAACCCGCUUAUGCCCACUACAAUAAGACUUGGUGUAACAUCUGCUCGGGCAACAAGUGCAACAAGAACCCGGCCGGAAAAAUGAGUAGCAGCAGCAUUACUAUUGCAGCCAGCAUUGUGGGCCUCGUUUUGGCCAAGAUCUACGCCUAGAAUGUAACUAUUUAUAAUGAUGAGCUAAGGACAAAAACCUAUACAACUCUUUUAAUAAAUUAUUGAACUAAA